This is a messenger RNA of Hansenula ciferrii, 1005 nucleotides long. RefSeq names its product D-arabinose 1-dehydrogenase (NAD(P)(+)) ARA2 (gene ARA2). Gene Ontology annotation, cellular component: cytosol. The transcript has a single exon. The record is from RefSeq and is a predicted model, not a curated record. Bases 1 to 1005 code for a protein of 334 amino acids. Lineage: Eukaryota; Fungi; Ascomycota; Saccharomycetes; Phaffomycetales; Wickerhamomycetaceae. Gene Ontology annotation, biological process: dehydro-D-arabinono-1,4-lactone biosynthetic process. Gene Ontology annotation, molecular function: D-arabinose 1-dehydrogenase [NAD(P)+] activity.
AUGUCUCUCAAGGAUCUUAGACCAAUUGGACCAACAAAUAUACCAGUUUCAGGUAAAUUGAAUGAUUUACCUAAACUUUUACUCGGAGGUGCUGUUUUCAAUCAACAAUUUAAUGACAAUCCUGAAAAUUUACCUGUUGAAGAAAUGUUAAAAUUAGCAUUUAGUAAAGGUAUAAAUGGUAUUGAUACUUCACCAUAUUAUGGACCUUCAGAAAUCUUAUUGGGGAAUGCAUUGAAAAAUAUUAAACCUGAAUUUCCAAGAGAAAAUUAUUAUAUCAUUACUAAAGCUGGUAGAGUUAAACUUAAUGAUUUUGAUUAUAAGCCAGAAUCAAUCAGGGCAUCAGUGGAAAGAUCAUUGGAAAGAUUAGAUACAGAUUACCUUGAUGUUGUUUAUUUACAUGAUGUUGAAUUUGUUUCAGAAAAUGAGAUUUAUGAAGCUUUAAAAUUAUUAAAAUCAUUGAAAUCUAAAGGUGUGAUUAGACAUAUUGGUAUUAGUGGAUAUCCAGUUGAUUUCCUCUAUAAAAUUGCUAAAACUUCAGCAGAUCAUCCAGAAAUUGGUCCAUUAGAUGCCAUUUUAUCAUAUUCUAAUUUCAAUUUACAAAAUGAAAUACUCAGAGAUUAUAUUGAUAAAUUUUAUCAUGAUGCUCAUUUACAAAAAUUACUAACAGGUUCAAUACUUAGUAUGUCACUUUUAAGAUCUGGUCCAACACAUGAAUUUCAUCCAGCUUCAAAAGAAUUAAGAGACAAAUGUCAACAAGUUGCACAAUUAACAAAUUCAAAAGGUGUUGAAUUAGCUGAUUUAGCUACAAGAUAUGCAAUUAAAGAAUUUUUACCUUAUGGUCCUGUUGUAUUAGGUGUUAGUAAUCUAAAUGAAUUAGAAAAUGCAAUUGAUCAAUAUUGGAAUGCUGUUGAUGGUAAAAUUGAUGAUUCUGAAUUGGUUAAAGAAGUUAAACAAGCUUUUGGGAAACAUUUAAAUGAAACUUGGGAAUCUGGUAUUCCACAUUGA